Molecule: messenger RNA, 1735 nt
Organism: Haemorhous mexicanus (house finch)
Lineage: Eukaryota; Metazoa; Chordata; Aves; Passeriformes; Fringillidae
Gene: PLEKHO1
Product: pleckstrin homology domain containing O1
Exons: 6
Coding region: 245-1537 (430 amino acids)
Biological process (GO): regulation of myoblast fusion
Cellular component (GO): ruffle membrane; muscle cell projection membrane
Source: RefSeq, a predicted model, not a curated record
CCCAGCGCAGCCCCCCGAGCUGCGGGAUGGUGGCGGCGGGGGGGGACGCGGCGGCGGCGGCGGCGGCGGCGGCGGCGCUGGCGAUGGCUCAGAGCACCGGACCGGGUGCCGUGUAACGGGAGAGGGCCCUGAGGAACGCGGGGCGAAGGCAGCGCGGAUCCCGGGUGUUCUCCCGUGCUAGGAGGCCGCGGGAGCCUCUCUGCGACCCCCGCCCUAAAAUCGCCUCGGAGCGCACCGAGGAACGAUGAAAAAAAAUAAUUCUGCAAAAAGGGGGAACCAGGAUGGAAACCAGCAACCUGUGCAGCCGGAGAAGGUCGGCUGGGUGCGGAAAUUUUGCGGGAAAGGCAUUUUUAGGGAAAUCUGGAAAAACCGUUAUGUGGUUCUGAAGGGAGAUCAGCUUUACAUCUCGGAGAAGGAGGUAAAAGAUGAAAAAAACAUACAGGAAAUGUUUGAUCUGAGUGACUAUGAGAAAUGUGAAGAGCUCAGGAAGUCCAAAAGUAGAAGCAAAAAGAACCACAGUAAAUUUACCCUCGCUCACUCCAGGCAGCCUGGAAACACGGCACCAAAUCUGAUCUUCCUGGCUGUGAGUCCAGAAGAGAAAGAGUCCUGGAUUAACGCCCUCAACUCUGCAAUCACACGUGCUAAAAACCGGAUCUUGGACGAGGUCACCGUGGAAGAGGACAGUUUCCUUGCCCACCCGACACGUGACAGAGCCAAGAUCCAGCACUCCCGACGCCCUCCCACGCGGGGUCACCUCAUGGCUGUGGCAUCUACCUCAACCUCUGACGGAAUGCUGACCCUCGACCUGAUCCAGGAGGAAGACGCCUCUCCGGAGGAUCACGGCACCUGCGAGGAGAGUUUCCGGGUGGAUCUGGACAAGUCCGUGGCACACCUGACCGCGGGGCGGCGCCGCUCCGACUCGGAGAACACAAAGUCACCGGAGAAAGGGCGGACAGGGAGCCUCCCCCGACAGGAGGUGACCCCGUGGGACAGAGCCGGGCAGCGCAAUGACUCCUUUGACAAAGGGACCAUGUACACACCGCAGGUCCCCAAAAAGCUCUCACACUCAGAAAAGAAUAAAUGUGCCUCCAUGGAAGAAAUCCUGUCCCGACGGGACUCUUCCACACAUCGGGCGGUGCUGAGGAAGGGGCUGGAGGCUCAGUUUGCCUCGGCAGAGCCAGAGCAGCUGUCCCGGAUACAGGAACUGGUUGCACUGAAACUGGAAAAAACUCAGGAACUGCUGACAGAGGUGAAGGGCUACGGGGAAGGCAAGAAAAAGACCAAGGACUCCAACACCAGCACCACCAUCACCACCACCUCUUCUUCUUCCUCAUCAUCUUCCAAGUCGGACUCUGAAAGGAUCCUGCAGGAAUCUGAGAGGCUGCUGGGGGAGGCUUCCUCCACCUGGAGCCAAGCCAAGAGGGUGCUGCAGGAGAUCAAAGAGCUGAGGGACCUGUACAAACAGUUUGAGCUGCAGCAGUCAGACUCGAAGGCCAAACAGAGCUCACAGUCGCAGUUUAGGAAGAGCAUGAUGUGAAGGCAAGCCUUGGGAUGGGAGGGAGGGACUGGGAAGGGCGGCCAUCUGGUCUUUUUUUUAAUUAUUAUUAUUAUUUACGGUGUGAAAAGGUGCCUGUUCUCACCCAAAUUUGCUUCUCAAAGCUUGGACCCUUCCUUUCCUCCAUCGCAUCCCCUGGUGAAUCAACCCAGUGUUCCAAUAAAUCAGUUGCAGUUUAUA